AUGCAGGCGAUCUCUUCCAUCGGCCACAGCUCGAAAAAGAAGAAACGCCAUGAACAUAAACUUUUGGCGCUUCGCGCGGGUUUCUUGGAUCUGCGAUGGCCCCCCCAGCGGCGCCUUUGGCGCCGCCCCUGGCGCGCUCCGCGCGCCAGGGAGGGGGUCUGGCGCAGAUCCAAGAAAUCCGCGCGGAGCGCCAAAAAUCUAUGUUCAUGGCGUUUUUUCUUCUUCUGGAUCUCCUCCAUCGCCCACGGCAUCUCUGCAGCAGGGAGCCUCGGCCCGACAAGCACGGGCAGCGAUGCGCUUCUCGACUACUCCGCCCUGAAAGAGAGCCUGCGGACCCGCGGGCACGUGCGCGUGCCCCUCGGCGCGGGCGCCUCGCCCGAGGUGGCCGAGCGCAUCGCCCGGGCGCUGACCCACUGCGAGGCCGGCGGUGGCCAGUACAACGCGGGCGGCGGCGUGCACCGCGGGAGCCUGGAGGGCUCCGCCUUCCUCGACGCGGCCGAGGGCGCGCCCGCGAGCCUGCGGAUCCAGCCGCACAACGAGAUGGCGUACAGCAGCCGGUUCCCCGAGUGCGUGUCAUUCUUCAUGAUGCAGUCCCGGGUCCUCAGCGGGGGGCUCACCGAGUUGUACGACAACCUGAAGCUGACGCGGCGGCUGGCCGAGACCGCGGAGGGGGCCCUGGUCCUGGCCAAGAUGACCGCACUGGGCAUCCAGUACGUCCGGCUCCUGCACGACGAAGCGGACAGGAAGCGCCCCGGCUUCUACGCGUCCUGGGAGACGUCUUUCUCGGUAGAUGAUUUCGACGAAGCCCUGAGAAAGGCCAACUCGUCCAAGGAUUCGUUCGCGCUCGCCUGCGACGAUGCGUGCUGCGAGAAAUACGUCUCGUUGGGCAUGCCAGCGCCACGGAUGCAGGUCGUGACGUGGGCGCCUUCCAUGGUGACCCACCCCAACCUUGGGGAGAUCGUGUUCACGUCUGUGUUGAACCGUCACGCGUCGUGGCUUGAUGGGCACGAGGUAUUCGACCGUCUUCCCUACACCGCGCGGCCCUACCACUGCAGGUGGGGCGACGGCGCCGAGCUCACGAAGAGGGAAGUGGACGUGAUCCGUUCGGCAUACGACGACUGCAAGAUGCAGCUGAAACUGCAGAGCGGUGAUCUGAUCGUGCUCGACAACUUAUACGUGUCGCACGGCAGGGCACCGUUCGUGCCUGGGCCAGAGAGGCGUCUCAUGGGCUUGCUGAUCGGCAACAUGAUGGAGCGGGAGGAGUCCAGGAGCAUGCCGCCGCCAGAGUACGUCAUCGCGAAGGAGCAUGCUCAAGGUAUCGCCUCGCGUCCCGACAUCAUUGUUGCCAGUUGA
Messenger RNA from Prorocentrum cordatum, 1353 nucleotides. The record is from the annotation of a GenBank genome assembly. NCBI's taxonomy places the organism in Eukaryota, Dinophyceae, Prorocentrales, Prorocentraceae.